Molecule: messenger RNA, 546 nt
Organism: Psilocybe cubensis
Lineage: Eukaryota; Fungi; Basidiomycota; Agaricomycetes; Agaricales; Agrocybaceae
Exons: 4
Coding region: 1-546 (181 amino acids)
Source: RefSeq, a predicted model, not a curated record
AUGCUUACUCUUCAGAUCUUCGCUUUUAUCCUCUCAUUCAGCGCAUUGGCAGCGUUCUCCAAGCCGACCACUGAAUCCAAACGCUCCACUGAUGAUCUUUCUAUAAUGGACGUCGUAACAACUCUGCACAGUCAGACAUCCUUGAUCAUACCUGAAAUCAAUUCUCUUGUCGCGAGCGGUGUUGCUACAAAAGAGUCAAUCUCCCCAUUAAUCUCUAGAGUCGUAGACAAUCUCAAUCAGGCCCACUCAUCAUUGGUGGCGAUAACUACGCCGGCCUCUACAGACACUGCGGCCGGCGUUGGCCAAGUUAUGGGCGCCGUUGUGUCGGAUAUAACCACAACGUUCACUAAUGCACAAACAGUAAUCCCUGACCUCGACGUUGUACUGCAACAGUUUGCUGUUGAUGAUGCAACCAAUCAAAUCCUGGUGUUUUUGGAUGACCUGCUCAACGAUGUUCUUAAUUUCGUCACACAAGUCCUGAUCCAUCUAGUAAAUUCCUUGAUCGAUCUGGGAUUUAAAGAAAUCCUGCAAAGCCUUGGGCUAUAA